AGAAGCUCUUAUUUUCUGCUUCUCCUCCUCUCAUCAACCACGAGACAGAGAAAAGCUUCAAGCUCAGAUAUGGCUUUCCACCAAAGAUCGAUAAGUUUGCCUUCUAGGCCUCACGUCAGUGAGACCGAAGUCGCGCAAGAGCUCCACCGCCUAGAAGCAAGUAUCUCUUCCUCCAAUUCCAUCAGCAUGAUGUGUGAUGGUCUCAGGAGUCUCGCAAACAUCUACGAUGGUCUUGAAGAGAUUAUUUGCCUACCAAGCAACCAAGUUUGCUCCUCCCAGCAGAGGAACAUGUUGGAUGGAGAGAUGGAAUGCUCCAUUGAGCUGUUAGAUCUCUGCAGCACCAUGCAAGGGACCUUCGCCGAGAUGAUGGCCAUCAUCCAAGAGCUCCAACUGGCUCUAAGAAAAGGAGAUGAUGCAGCUGCUCAAGCCAAGAUCCAGUCUUUUAUUCGCUUGGGGAAGAAGGCCAGGAAACAUUUCAAGAAGUCUGCCAAGAAGCCUGCAUUUGACAAGAUGGUCAUGCUCUUGACCAAGGCAAGAGAGAUCUGCAUCUCUCUGUUGGAGUCCACACUCCAUCUCUUGUUGAAGCAAAUUGAAAUGCCAAAGCAGUCUCUUGUCUGCAAGGCAUUUUACAAGAAGAAGGAAAUUGUCUGCAAGGAGGAACAAUUGCAGGAGUUAGAGUGCAGUAUCGAAGAUCUUCAGAAUGGAGCAGGAGAUUUGUUCAGGAAAUUAGUCCAGAACAGAGUUUCUCUUUUAAACAUUCUUAGCUCAUAGAUACUCCACAUCACUCUACUCCCUGUGAUUGGCAUCCGCCUUUUUGAGGAUGAGCCGAUCUUGAUACAGUUUUGCCAUAUGUAUAUAGAGUACAAAUUAAUGUACAGAAAUUAUAGAAACAAAGACCAAAGUUUUGAUCCAUCUCAGAUUUUGCGAUAUUGAUAAAAUCUCUUGGGGCUUUUUGAUGAAUAUAUGCAUGACAAGAGAAAAUGUGUAUGAUGUGAAUUCAUCAUGUAUUUGCUAGGUUUGUGUUACUGGUUUGAUUUUUGUGGUAAAUGAUAACAGCAAAAUGAUGUUAGACGUACACGCAAGUUUUUUUACAAGUUAACAUUACCUUAAGAUAC
Messenger RNA from Aegilops tauschii subsp. strangulata, 1115 nucleotides. RefSeq lists its product as uncharacterized. The record is from RefSeq and is a predicted model, not a curated record. Lineage: Eukaryota; Viridiplantae; Streptophyta; Magnoliopsida; Poales; Poaceae. Gene Ontology annotation, biological process: root development; shoot system development.